AUGAAUAACAAGUUGUUGCGAGAGGAAUUGGAUUAUGAUGCAAAUGCUUUGGAAUCUGAACAUGAGGCAUUAUCAAAGGGAUUGAAUGAGAAACAAACGACUAUAUAUGAUUCUAUUUUGACUUCUAUAUACGAAGAUAGAGGAGAUGCGAUUUUUGUAUAUGGACAUGGCGGGACAGGAAAAACUUAUCUAUGGCAGACAAUAAUCUCUAAACUUCGUUCAGAAGGUAAAAUAGUAUUGGCUGUUGCUUCGUCUGGAAUUGCCUCGCUUCUACUUCCUGGCGGACGAACAGCACAUUCACGAUUCAAAAUACCUUUAAAAAUUGAUGAAUUCUCAACAUGUGAAAUUAAAAAAGGAACACAGCUUGCGAAGUUGCUUCACCAUACCAGCUUAAUUCUAUGGGAUGAAGCACCAAUGAACCAUCGAAAUUGUUUCGAAGCUUUGGAUAGGUCAUUAAGAGAUAUCUUACAAUCAGAUGAUGGAAAUAUUGAACAAAAGUUAUUUGGCGGUAAAACUAUUGUCUUUGGAGGUGAUUUUCGACAAAUACUUCCUGUUAUUAUUGGCGGGACAAGGCAGGACAUAGUUAAUGCAUCUAUCAAUAAUAUGCUUAUAAAAGAUAGUGGAGAUGGUAUUAAAGAUAUUGUUUCUGCUGUAUAUGAUGACAUCCAACAAAACUACAAUGAUGCCACAUACAUAAGAGAUAGAGCUAUUAUUACACCUGUGAAUGAAACAGCCGAUGAAAUAAACAAAUAUGUCUUAUCUUUACUACCAGAUGAAGAUAAAGUUUACAUGAGUUCUGAUUCGAUUUGUAAGUCGACGACAAAUGCCGAUGACAAUGAUGUUCUAAUAGCACAGGAUGGAAUUUAUGCUUUUGGGUCAGCUGAAUCUACAGCAACAGCAUGUUGUUGCUGCUUAUACAGGUACAAGCUAAAUACCAUUGUUAUAGAUGAUACUGGGUCAGCAAACUUCACAAUUUUUGAAAAAUCGGCACAAGAUUUGAUUCGAGUUUCAGCUCAACAAUUAGCAACUGCAACAAAUUCAAAUAGAUUUGUCCUUCCUCCUGUUGUUGAAAAUGUUAUUGGCCAAACUUUUGUUUUCCAAGUUUCACUAGAAACUGGCAGGUUUAAUACAAGCAUGCAAUCAUUUAGAGUCACAAGAAUUUUUCAAUCUUUUUUGUCCGCUAAAGUAAAAAUUGAGGAGAAAGAUGAGGAUGAUGCAGAUAUUUCGGGAGAUGGUGCACCGGCAAGUCCUAAUGGAACAGAAAAUUUAAUCCAAUCUUCUGAUACCGAUGAAGAAGAGAAGUGA
Molecule: messenger RNA, 1305 nt
Organism: Ananas comosus (pineapple)
Lineage: Eukaryota; Viridiplantae; Streptophyta; Magnoliopsida; Poales; Bromeliaceae
Exons: 6
Coding region: 1-1305 (434 amino acids)
Biological process (GO): telomere maintenance; DNA repair
Molecular function (GO): DNA helicase activity
Source: RefSeq, a predicted model, not a curated record